Molecule: messenger RNA, 1014 nt
Organism: Didymella exigua CBS 183.55
Lineage: Eukaryota; Fungi; Ascomycota; Dothideomycetes; Pleosporales; Didymellaceae
Exons: 2
Coding region: 85-561 (158 amino acids)
Biological process (GO): proteasome assembly
Source: RefSeq, a predicted model, not a curated record
CGAUUGGACCCCUCCAAAACAAUGUUGUAGCCGUUAUCACAGUACUCUUGUUUUACUACUGGAUCCGAAAUCGAAAUCUCGAUCAUGGCCGCAGAAACAGAAGAUUACACCAUACGGGCGGCGCCGUUCCCAGCGCGCUCGAAGACUGCUUCGUCGAGCAUCAACGGCAAGGAGACGACUGCGACAUCCAUGUCAUUCUUGGACAAGAUUCUCAUUACUGUCACACAGGAAGGGCGUCUAGCACACUGGGUUCAUGUACCUCUCGGCAUCUCUGCGAUCGACGCAGGAGCAACCUCACAGUCUUACCUCGACCGCGACGACGAAGAUGCCAGCUCUGACCUUCUGCCUAUGCACCACCUCACUGCAACCAAUGUUCUUGGCGGUACGAUACCAGAGCUUGAAGUUCUCGGUCAGACGCUCGCAACUCAGAUCGCCAGUGCUAUCAAGACGCAGAAUGACAGAGAAACCCGCAUGGUUGUACUCGGAAUGGGCUUGGAUAAGAGCGUGAGCGGAAGGCAAGAAUUUAGUGAACUGGUGGGGUUGGUGCUGGAAGUGCUAUGAGCGCGUAAUACAAAGGACAAGAGCAACGAGUGUCGGGAACCACAUAUUUGGAGAGCAAACGAGUCUGCGCAGCCUUGCGCGACUCAUGUUUCUUCGCCAUAUCAGGGACAGUAUGUCUACAUAUCCUUCCUCACAUCACAUUGUGACUGAAACGCCGUCAUGAUGCUGACCCCUUUCCAGAACCGGAACGCCGAUGCAAUGCAAGCCAUAGCCCGUACCCUACAAGCUCUCGCGGAGCUUGUUGAUCAAAAUGUCCACCGAUUCCAUAUCGCUCGCAUCGAGCGGGCCUGAAGGCUUGAAGUCGGCGGGUACGUGGGAUACAGCCUCGUCAAGGGCGGGCUGAAAGUUCCUGACGGACGAUGAGAGCGCUGUAAUGGCCUUCUUCUUGACUUUCAUCUCGUCGUUCCCCGUGGCUAUUCGUACUAGAGUGGGGAUGGCACCGAGCACCAAGAG